This is a messenger RNA of Pogoniulus pusillus (Red-fronted tinkerbird), 1631 nucleotides long. Its product is annotated as claw keratin-like. Gene Ontology annotation, molecular function: structural constituent of cytoskeleton. The transcript is spliced from 4 exons. Bases 663 to 1289 code for a protein of 208 amino acids. Gene Ontology annotation, cellular component: intermediate filament. NCBI's taxonomy places the organism in Eukaryota, Metazoa, Chordata, Aves, Piciformes, Lybiidae. The record is from RefSeq and is a predicted model, not a curated record.
GUCCGAGCGGCGGCGGCGGAGCCUGUGCGGGGCCGGCGCGGGGAGGCCCUCCCGAGCCGCCUCCCGGCCCCGCUCAGAGCCAAAGGCACCGAGCGCCUGCCCGGGCGUGCCCCGGCCUCUGCCAUGUGCGCGCUGUGCCUGGCACCGGGCGGCACCUCCCGAGCUCGGCGGCAGGGCUCAGGCACGGCCUCGGGUUCGGCCUCGGUAGGGGCCAGGGCGGAGGGGCCCGCAGGAACCGCGGCGAGGAGUGCAGAGAGCAAAGCAACCGCUCGGGGACCUGCAUCGAUGGGCACCGCGGGCUGAAGGAGAAGGGACAGGCUCUGGGACGCGCAGCGGGCGAAGGCUGGAGGCGUCCAUGGCCAGGAGGGAAGAAGAGGAGAGCAGAGAAGCAAGAAGGGUCUUCUUGCCAAAACUACCUCAAGAACAAGGUGGGAGGCAGAGCAGCAGGCUGCAAUGUGCCCAGCUGCCACAGGAGGCAGGACACAGCCUUGGAUUCCCAGAGGUCACCUCCAGUCCAGGGAAGAAUCCACAGGCAGCUAAGGCUUGGAUUCAGGGGAGAAGGCUUCGAGCUGAGCUGGACAGCUUGGGCAGGCUGGAGCAGUGGCUGGCACAGAAACCUGCCCGCAGCCGUCAGGAGCAGAGCUGCUGGCAGAGGAUCAGGGAUGCCAGAGCAGAGCACAGGAGGGCUGCUGCCACAUCCACAUCAGCCACCAACCAUAGGCUGCAGGUCCCUGCCUGCCUGCCUGCCUGCCUGCAAGAUGUCCUGCUCCAGCCUGUGUGCUCCCUGCGGGGUGGCCGCCCCGGCCCCGCUGGCCGACACCUGCAACGAGCCCUGCGUGCGGCAGUGCCCUGACUCCACGGUGCUGAUCCAGCCCCCGGCCACGGUGGUCACCUUCCCCGGGCCCAUCAUGAGCAACUUCCCCCAGUACAGCGCCGUGGGCUCGGCAGGAGCCCCUGGGGUUGGGGGAGGCUACGGUGGCACUUUUGGGGGCUACGGAGGCUACGGAGGCCUUGGUGGCUAUGGAGGCUAUGGUGGCUCCUGGGGCUACGGAGGCCUUGGUGGCUAUGGAGGCUAUGGUGGCUCCUGGGGCUACGGAGGCUUUGGUGGCUAUGGAGGUUAUGGAGGCCUUGGUGGCUACUGGGGCUAUGGAGGCCUUGGUGGCUAUGGAGGCUAUGGAGGCUUUGGUGGCUGUGGGGGCUAUGGAGGCUACGGAGGCUUCGGGGGCUACGGCUAUGGGGGCUGGCGCCGAGGCCACCGCUACCUGAAUGGCAACUGUGGGCCCUGUUGAGCCCCACGCUGCUGCCAGCCAUGGAUGAAGACCUCCAGAGAUGCCCCUGGCACGUCCCAGCUCGACCCCCCAAGGAAGGAUCCCCUGCAGCACUGCCCUGCUCCAGGGGUCUGCUGCUCGCCUUGGGCCCAGCUCUGCCCUUCCCAUCUGCAUCUCAGCUUCCCUGCAAGACUUUGCCUCCCGAUGCUGGAGGCCUGUCCUGGUGCCUGCUGCCUUGGCACAGCUCCUGCUUGCUGUCCCUCUGCCUGCUGCCAGGACUUGUGACUUGCCCUUGGUCACAGCCCUGCUCUUCUCCUGCCCCCUGCUCCCCUGGAGCUGCAAUAAAAUCUCUCUUGCAUCUUA